This is a messenger RNA of Puntigrus tetrazona (Sumatra barb), 3207 nucleotides long. RefSeq names its product interleukin-6 receptor subunit beta. The record is from RefSeq and is a predicted model, not a curated record. NCBI's taxonomy places the organism in Eukaryota, Metazoa, Chordata, Actinopteri, Cypriniformes, Cyprinidae. Gene Ontology annotation, molecular function: protein binding. The transcript is spliced from 17 exons. Bases 1017 to 3023 code for a protein of 668 amino acids.
UUACAGUUCUUUAGAUAUCAACCCCUUUUACUGUGUGAAUUAAUAUAUAUAAUUUAAUUUUUUUAUAUAUAUAUAUAUAUAUAUAUAUUUAUUUGUUUUAAUUAUUUUCUGUUAUUUCCAAAGCGACGUUCGUCCUUGGCAUUUUGGCCUGACGUGACCAAAAUAAGAAAAGCUAAUACCGAAUUGAAAACAAAGCAUAUUUAAAAAAUAAUAACAAAAAUACUAAAAAUACCAACAAAAUAGUGUCUCGUUGAUGCUAAAAUCAAUUAGGUUCUUAAGUUACUUGAAGCAGUCAGACGCAAUGCACCUGAUCCAGAGCAGAAACUGGUGUUUGGUGAAGUACGGCACAGUAAAGUGAUUUCUAAGCGCUUUUACACGUCCUUCAUGACGCUCCGGUCUCUGGUUGAUCCUCACGUCACCCGAGUGAAGUCUCAGUAACGACGAAGUGGGAAUCGUUUCUGUUGAAGCGCGUUGUUCAGUCGCUGCUGGCGUUUGUUAGAAGUGUUGCAACCUGUGUGACGCACGUUCAUAUCUCCUUCACAUCUCCUUCACAUCGUGUUCGUCAGCAGUUUGUAAAAAGCGUUUAAGAUCUGGUGCUCCAGCCAGCUCCGACCCGUUCUCCAUCGUCUCACAACAAAAGGAGAAAUGUUUGAUGACCCACUCAGCUUUUGGGUCAGAUAACAGCCCCGUGCUGCUGCUUCGUUGAGUUGAGUUGUGUUUUCAACCACAAGUGAAAGGAGAGGAAAGUGUCGAAGGAAGUGUUUUUCUGCCGGAUCACUCUGAUGUUAUCACUCUUCUUCUUCUUCACUCUUGGGUUCACACACAUGUGCUGCAUUUCACUCUGAUUAUGCCAUACGUGUGUGUGUGUGUGUGUGUGUGUGUGUGUGUGUGUGUGUGUGUGCAUUUAUCAGAGUUACAGAUCUAUAGAAGUGACAUCCGUGAACUGCUUCUCUUUGGCAGCGGAGCUCGUUUCAGGCUCUUUUCUCUUAAAAUCACUUCACCUUGCAGAUGAGAAGAUGAGCAGCAAGAGAUCGGUGUGCGUCUUGAUCUGCGUCUUCUGCUGUGCUUUGGGAAACGCCAAGCGCACCUUCAGCGUCCAAGAGCUGACGGUGACUCGGGAUGAUCUGGAGGACUGCGGGAAGCAGAAGGAGCUGUGUGUGACGUCCAGAGAAGACUGUCCCUCUGUGGCUUCGGACGGAGCUCCUCGGCUUCCCAGAACCCCUGAGCACUUCCUGAACACGUCGUGCCACUAUCUGAUCCACGACGAAUCGCUGACCUGCAGAUGGAUUCAGACUAAAGACGUCAGAUCAGAAACCAUCAGCAGCUUUAUUUUGAGCCGAGCCAACAUCCACCGCUGUCCUGCCAUUUUAAACAUACAUUCGACUUUCAAUUUAACCAUUAAAUCAAAGAGCGUCAUCGGCCAGAAAGAGCACUUCUCCGACGUCUACCCGCUGACCAUCGAGGAUAUAAUUCAGGCUCCUCGGCCUCUGAUCACGUCCCUAAACGCCACCGACUCGUCGGUCAGCCUCACAUGGAGCAGCGUGAACAUGUCUCUCAGUAUCACCAAAUGCAAGGUCCGUUACAAGCGUCUCGACGCCAAGUCAUGGACAGAGACAGCAGGUUUCCCGGCGUCUGUGGAGUCUCAGUUAGUAAUCGAGGGUCUGCAGGCCUUCAGUGAGUUUUCUCUGGGCGUCUCCUGCUGUCAUGGAUUCGGUCGAUGGAGCGACUGGAGUCACGAGACUCGAGUGAAGACCACCGAGAGCCCGCCGUCUGCUGCUGUUUCUCUGAGUUAUUACGUGGAUUCAGAUCAAAACUCCGGGACUCGGUGGCUGGUGCUUCUCUGGAAGGCUCUGGACGUCACACACUCUCAAGGACUCAUCCGAGGAUAUGAAGUGUCCUUCACACCCAUCAAACACCCCUCUCUGAAGAACACCGUCCACACCACUCACCUCAAGGUAGUUGUUCCGGUGCGGUCGGAGGAAUAUGAGGUGUGUGUUUGUGCCUAUAACAGCGCUGGACGUUCACCGGCCCGCCGGCUCACGCUCGACGCGUCUCAGACUCACGGUGUCCCGGCGGUGAAGAGCCUCUGGGUUUACUCUGACGGUUCUUCUCUGCGGAUCCGCUGGGAACACCGGUGUACCGCGCUAAACGUCAGCGAGUUCGCCAUCGAAUGGAGGCCCGCGAGCGACGGAGCGCUCAGACGCUGGGAACGAGUCGACGGAUCCACCUUCACAGUCCAGCUGCCAGGCGUGGAAGCGCAGCAGAGGUACAUCAUCAGCGUGUUCCCCGUCUCCGAGUCUCUCUGUGGACCGGCGGCCAGCAUCUCCGCGGAUCUCCAGCACGGCGCUCUGCUGGAUCUGGUGGGGUUUGGUGUGCUGAGUGUGUCGAGCUCGUCUGUGGAGCUGCGCUGGAGCUGGAAGGAGACCGAGCACUGCGAUAACGUGCUGCAGUACACACUGGUGCUGUACGGACCCAGUGAGACUCGGACUCUCACAGUGUUUCCUGACAAACAGCGGCACUCGUUCCUGCAGCUCCACCCAAACACCAGAUACUCCAUCCACAUACACGGAGAAACCUCAGACGGGACCUUCACCAAGACCAGUCUGGACUUCAGCACACUUCUGCUGGAUGGUGAUGAGACGAUGAGGUUUGUCAUUCCCUCGGUUCUCCUGCUGAUCUCGCUCGGGCUCUUCUCUGUUUUAUCAAGGACCCUGUGCAGGGGAUACUUCUUCCCCUUCAUCUCCAAUCCCAGGUACAGUCUGAUCGGACGCUGGCUUCUCAACCCACGACUUCAGCAGGGCAGUGGUAAGACGUGCGUGCUGAAGCUGGACGCUUCGUUCCUGACCGACCAGCAGAUGGAGAAGAGCGUCAUUCAGGUGGAGUCCGAGCCGGAGAUCUCUGAAGAUACAGCUCUGUGGAACGAGGAGGAGAGCGCCGGGACUCCCUCCGCUCCGCCCGAGUAUGUAGACGUACCGUUAUUACCAGACAGCUCCGCUUACGUUCAGACGGGGAACCUGCACUGAUCUGAAUCACUCUCACUCUAAACAUCAGCUCACUGUACAGGUCAAAUGAAGUAAGAUCUUGUGUCUUGUUUUCUUUAAAGAAAUCUGCCAAAGGGUUUAAGCAAAAACAAUCACGAUUUGAAUUAUUUUUUGUAUUAUUAAACAACAACAGACAACAGAUAUACUGAUAUAUAGAUAUACUAUG